Wasmannia auropunctata (little fire ant) is the source of this 4102-nucleotide messenger RNA. RefSeq lists its product as uncharacterized. Gene Ontology annotation, cellular component: glutamatergic synapse; postsynaptic specialization. The transcript is spliced from 9 exons. Lineage: Eukaryota; Metazoa; Arthropoda; Insecta; Hymenoptera; Formicidae. Gene Ontology annotation, molecular function: molecular adaptor activity. The coding region runs from base 110 to 2083 and encodes 657 amino acids. Gene Ontology annotation, biological process: signaling. The record is from RefSeq and is a predicted model, not a curated record.
CAGGAGAACGAUGCCAGCUUCCAGCAGGAAUUGCAGUUGAACGAGCUGCGGAAACGGAUGGCCGGGAUUGCUUCCACGUCCCAGGUCACGGCGAAGUCACCUACCAGAGAUGGCGCAGGGCAACAGGAUCUGCCGCGACCCAGGAUCCAAGUGCAGGCGCCCGAAACCGAAUGUAACCACCGGAACGUCCGUACAGCAGAACGCCGGCGUGGACUCCGUGUCCGAAAAGACUCUGCACAGCCUGAACCUGUCGUGCAACGGCGAACCGGUGUCGCCGCCCGAGAACUUGGCGAACGGCAGCAGCGAGACGUUGCAGAAGUCGCACCUCACCCCCGAUGAGAAGAAGCUGAACGCCAGCAAUGCCCGUCGCAGCAGCCCAGAGCCGGAGCUGACGACGGCGAAGAAGCCCAGCUACUUGGGACUGGCGUGCAGUAUAAGCGGCUACUCGGGCAUCACCAGGUACGACAGUAAGCUGAGGGAAGGAUUUCGCUCGAGGGACAGCAGCCCCGGCACGAGACUGAUCACGAGGGACACGAGUCCCGCAGGUUUCAGAUCCAACGAGAAUCUCAGCGUUCCGACGUCCCAUCCGCCUAAGAGCCAGUCGAUAUCGCCGUUAGCGAUGGAGAGACAAAACGGAUUCACGAACGGCGUGAAGGAGGAGUGCAAGGUCGAGACGUAUAGGGAGAGCAGAAGUACGAUCAGCAUGACGUGCCAAGGUUACUCGGAAGUCGACAAGGGAGUGUCGCUGCACGCGACGUUUCCCGAACUCAGCCCCAUCAGGAUGAGCACUCCCAGCAAACGGAGCCCCGGAUUGUCGCCGAUGAUGUCCUGCGGCCAACAGAACAAGUCCAUGGGCACUGGCUUCUCUCCGAAGCACGGCGUCGUUAAUCUUUCGGGUGCGUCGUUUAGCGAUACUAGUAUUCUAAACGGGUCGUCGGUAGAGGUUGAGAGCCAAGUGAUAAACACUUCGUCGAGCAGCGAGAAAUCCUUUAUUCAACAGCGAGUGGAGCGGCUAUACGGUCCGGGUGCGCUAGCGCAGGGUUUCUUCUUCAAACGCAGCAUCACUAAGCUGAACACCAGCGACAGUAGUUUCAAUAAAUCCAGUAAUAACAAUGACACUUCGACGGACAACGCGAACACGGAGGAAUCGUUGAAAAAUCUGCCUGUCCUGCGACACUUGCGCCCGGAAUUUCGAGCGCAGCUCCCUGUAGUCAGUAGUAGAAAACCGACAGACGGCACGGAACAAGUUAUAAAGCCAUUGCAAAGGGUAACACCGGUGACGCGGAAAACCGAGCAGAAGAGCCCCCCUACGAAUUCACAGAACAACGCGAGAGAGAUGAGAAUUUCGAUUACCAUAGAGGGUGACGUACCGCGCGAAACGAAGGCUAGUAAAAGUAUACCCGAUCAGCAGCCAGCCGCGCCGAAAGUAGUGUUACCUGUGUUAGAACCAAGCGCCAGCUCAACGAACAUAGCGAAGCAGGCUCAAGAGGCGGAAAAAGUGGUCGAGGAGAAGGAUGGUCAUUAUUUUAUGAAGUUGUUGAAGCAAGAGACGGAUAGACUGCUGUCGUUGGCCGCAUCUGCAGAGGCCGAAUUAGCCAGCGGCGAUACUGUUGCACUGCCAGAAGAAGCGGCUGGUAAGCUGCGUUCUGCCGCGGGGAAAGCCAGAUUGCUAGCCUCGCAGAAGAUGCAGCAGUUCGAAGGACUAUGUCAAAAGAAUAUUAAUCAGAUGCCGGGUGAAGAAUUUCCAACGACGAGCGAGGACUUGGCUGGCUUCUGGGACAUGGUGAUGCUACAGGUUGUUCAAGUGAACGAGCUCUUUGACCAGAUAGAGAAACUGAGGAAGUCGCAAUGGCAAGAGAUCGUGCCGGACAAGAAAACCGCGUCGACCUCGCAACAGAACGGUAAACGCCGAGUCAUACCGGUCCACAAGGCGAAACCGACCGCGAACAGCGAGGCGAACAAAAAGGCGCGCGAGGCGAGGGAGCAGGCGCGACGACAGAUGAUUGAGGAACGGAGACGAGCGAUGCGCUCCAACGGGCAAAACCCCGACAAUUCCGUCGAGAUCUACGCUCCCGAAACGUAACGAUAGACUGUACGUCAAGUCCCGGGUUUGACCGAGCGACACGAUCGCUCGACGUUGCGGCUCGUAAGCGAAUAUUAUAGCGUGUACAGACGCGUCAGUUCGAACGCGAGAGGGAAGAGGUAGAACGCCCGCGAGCUCGUAAUUGCGAGACGAUAACGCAAUCAGCUUCGGCAAAAAAAAAUCAAAUUCGCUUGUUAUAAUUAUUCAUUCAAGAUAUUAUCAUUCGCCGUGCGUGCGCUCGCGUGAAUUGCACGCGAGUUGUGCGCGGCGAGGUACAGGAAGAAAGUAUUAAGCAGAUAGAUCGUGUAAUAUGUGUUGAAAAGUUGCUGAAAAUUUAAUACUACUACAAGUAAGAGAGAGGAUAUACACACGAGUUAAACGAAGGGCAGGUGUUUACGUAUUGCAGGAGUUUCUCAUCUUUUUUUUUUUAUCGAGCUUCGACGUGUCACGCAUCAUCCCGAGCAUUCUAGCGCAAUAACGCGAUACGCCGACGUUGUGUCGCCUCUUGUCUAUAGAAAUAUUUUAUAAACGAAAGGUGUGAAAUGUUUACUGUAGCAUUUUAUCAAAUUGUUUUUCUACGUUUCGUGUCUCCGGACGGACAUUAUUAACUUAUAUUUAUAUAAGUAGCGAUAAGUUGCGUGGGGCAGAAAUUAGAAAUUGGCGAUAAAAGAAGGUGGUCCCGCAAAAAUCCUCACACAGUGGAAAAAUCAGUCGCGUUUUAAAAAUCAAGAGAGAUACGUCUAGGUUAAGGAUAAAGUAAUAAGAAUUUUGUAACAUAAUGAUUUGAUAUACAUAUAUAUAUAUAUAACAAUUUCUGACGAAAAUGAAUUAUUUGCUAAUUUAUUUAGGAUAGAUUCCGUUUUUUGAUAAUUCGCAAUCUCCUUAACCUAGACCAGGCAGUUUAUUACGUAGCUUAUUGUAUGUAAAUAGAAUUAAUGAAUAUUCACACACUUGCACAAGGCCGACUCUACGCCAAGUGUUCGCCUAAUAGCUUUUUUUUCUAUCAGACGUCGAUAAAGUUUCCCCUCCCCCCCUAGUUGAGAGAGGUAUAUACCGUCAACAGCAGGAGUAAAAAGAUUCCUAUUAUUCUUAUUAUCGUAUAUAUUGCGCGUCUCACGGCGAUAAAUAUUAUCUUAUUAUUAUUGUUCUAAUUACGAUCAUGUGCAGUUACACCCUCCCGCGUCUCUCGCGCGAAACGUGGACGUGUAAAUUAUUUAUUUCCCGGUUUCUCUUCGGAAACGCUCCCGGCAAACACGACGUCUCCAGGUUUCGCGCGCGAGACUCCGGCGCGCCAGGAGCACUCGAUAGCUGACAUACUUUUUGACUACUUGACUACUAAGAUGAUUGUGUGAAUCAUCGAAUAUUGCACACAAUUCGAAACGUUUGUCGAGAGAAUGUGAGAGAGAGAGAGAGAGAAAGAGAGAGUGAUAUAUCGGAUGCGAAUGCGUGGCAAAUGCUGAUAAUCCUGAAUAUCCUCAUUAUCUUGACGGAUCUCCGCGAUGAGAAUCCGCCUGUGAUCGACGUACGUGUCACAUCCGCCGAAUUUGACAUUCCUGCGACAAGAGUAUCUCUCGUCACGACACGUCACACUAUAUUUUUUUUUCCGUUCGUUCGCGUAGUUGUACGAUAGCGUUACUCCUCGGCGUCCGAUCAAUGGUCAGCGGUUCUAACGGCAGGUCAUCAACCAAAUAACACUCAUACUCAUAAGCAAAACAAUCGCACGCGCGUCGUCACACACGAACUGUAUAAUUCGCGAUUCCGUUAUAACGUUUACAUUUCUUAUUAUAUAUAAUUGCCAAUUACACUCGUCUCAUUCGAAAUUUUCAUACAAACUUACCCGGAUAAUUUAUUAAUUGUUGAUUCCCUUGGUGCCUUCAUUAUUUAUAUAUGUGUGUACAUAAAUCGAUUGACGGCCGAUAAUUUCAUGUACAUGUACCUAUUUAAGUUAUAUGCAUUCGACCGAAUUUCACGAGAAAUUUGUUGAGAAUAAAAUGAAUAAAAUUCCAUUAUUUAUCAAAA